Thamnophis elegans (Western terrestrial garter snake) is the source of this 2496-nucleotide messenger RNA. It is a transcript of the gene SSC4D, whose product is annotated as scavenger receptor cysteine rich family member with 4 domains. The record is from RefSeq and is a predicted model, not a curated record. The transcript is spliced from 10 exons. Bases 38 to 1744 code for a protein of 568 amino acids. NCBI's taxonomy places the organism in Eukaryota, Metazoa, Chordata, Lepidosauria, Squamata, Natricidae. Gene Ontology annotation, cellular component: membrane.
AUCGAAAAUCUUCCACUUAAUCCUGCAAGAAGCAGAAAUGAACUUUGGACCUUGGCCAGGUUACAGGAAGAAAGAUCAAAAGCCAGGACUCCGGGUACCACCUGCCUUACUGAGCCUGCCCACACUGGCUCCAUUCUUCUUCCUUUUACUAACAGGUGAUAGCUCUGCCCUCUUCCUUCCAGAGGUACGGCUGGUCAACGGACGCACCCGGUGCCAGGGACGGGUGGAGAUCUUCUACAACAAUACCUGGGGCACAGUGUGCGACGACGACUGGGACAUUGUGGAUGCCAACGUGGUGUGCCGCCAACUCGGUUGUAGCCAUGCCAUCGGCAUGCCACCCGCCCUUUCUUUUGGCAGAGGGCGAGGACCCAUUUUUCUAGACAAUGUGGACUGUAAAGGAAGAGAAGCAGCCCUCAGUGAGUGCAGCAGCCAUGGAUGGGGCAUCCACAACUGCUACCACUAUGAAGAUGUGGCCGUCAUGUGCAAUGAACUGCUACCCACACAAUCAGCAAAAGAUUCUGCCAGCAAAACAACCACAGUCCCAUUGAAAGAUAAGAAAAGUGAUGGGAGAAUCCGGCUGGUGAACGGGGCUAACGCCUGCCAAGGCCGAGUGGAGAUAUUCUACAAAGGAAACUGGGGCACUGUGUGUGAUGAUGAAUGGGAGCUGCACGAUGCCAACGUGGUGUGCAAGCAGAUGGACUGUGGUCAUGCGGUGGCCUACAGGACCAACGCCUACUUCGGCUAUGGCACUGGGCGCAUCCUCCUAGAUAAUGUGAAUUGCGAUGGAAAUGAGCCACAGCUCUCCGCCUGUUUCAGCCUCGGUUGGGGCAUCCACAACUGUGGUCACCAUGAAGAUGCUGGGGUCGUCUGCUCUGGGUUAGGGACAACAACCACCAUUAUGCCAAUCACUACAUUAGCAUUAGAGGAUUAUAAAGAUUCAUUCACCGAUACAGUCACAGUCACCGAGGAUAAAAUUCAGUCCACCUCUGAAACUGAGAUGGCGAUGACUUCAGCCCUUCUCCUAUUGGAAAAAACAGGUGGCGGCAUACGCCUGGCGAACGGGAACAGCAGCUGCCAAGGUCGCGUGGAAGUCCUUUAUGGGGACUUCUGGGGAACCGUUUGUGAUGAUGACUGGGAUUACCCCAACGCACAGGUUGUAUGCCGCCAACUGGGCUGUGGCGCAGCCAUUGGGGCUACCGUGCUGGGCUACUUCGGCUACGGCAGUGGGCCCAUCCUUCUGGACAACGUGGAUUGCAUUGGCACAGAGAGUGAGCUGACCGACUGCUUUAACCUGGGAUGGGGGCAACAUAAUUGUGGGCAUCACGAAGACGCUGGCGUCCUCUGCAGAGGUGCAGAAGAAUCAGGGGCUUCCUUGCAAGAAGAUACUUUUGCUACCACAACUUCAACCACCACUCGUCCCAAAGAUGGUUUUCUGCGACUGGUCAAUGGCAGCCAUCGCUGUGAAGGCCGGGUGGAGAUCUUUUACCUGUCUCAGUGGGGGACGGUGUGUGACGAUGCCUGGGAUCUCAAGGAUGUGAAAGUGGUAUGUCGGCAGCUUGGCUGUGGAGGUGCCUUAGCGGCCUUUGGAGAAGCCCAGUACGGCCAGGGCAAAGGAUACAUUUUUCUGGACAACCUCAAGUGCAAAGGAGAUGAAACGUCUCUCCUGCGUUGCUCUCAUAUCCGCUGGAAUGUGCACAACUGCGAUCACUCGGAAGACGCUGGUGCCCUCUGCCAUCUGCUGUGAUGGAGAUGAAAUUCGUAGACUUCCAGGUUUGCACCAACUGUAAGAAACCGAACUUCUGUGGUGCAUGUCCAAAAUCUUCCUGCGGGAUGUUGUCUUCUCAGUGAAUUUGUCCAUGUGAUCUCCUGCAAAUACAUCUCUCAGCACUUCUGGACUCCGCAGCACUUCAAAUUCGAUUCCAAAAUGUUGCUUCAGAGGAUACAGGAGUACAGAUAAUAACAUUUGCCUGCUGCAGCACUUUAAAGCACCCAUGUCCUUUCCUGGGAUCUCGUGGCUACCUUGUGCCUACCAUGUGACCUUGGAAAAAGAUAUAGCUGCUUUAAAAAGAUCGACAGAUGAGUGCUAUGUUCUUAUUCCUACAAGCAUCAUUUUCAAGUUAAAUCUGAAGCAUGACCAUCUUGGUGUACAGUUAGUUUAUGUACCAGAAAUUGUGCAUUUUUCACAGCAAGUCCCCAUACAAAACACUUUGGGCAGAUCCAGGACAGAUCUCCAGAAAUCUUUUAUCCCAGCAUAUGAUGUAUUUUUUAGCCUGCCAUUUUGAUAUUGGUUUUUUCCCCUUUUCUGUACAUAGGGUUUUUUCUUUUGGUGCGUGUACUGGUUUUUAUGGUGGCUCCUUAGCAGUACGGUUGGAACCGGCCCGGCAGCAUCCACAUGGAUGCGUGCAAUGUGUGUGCACAUGCACGCAGCGCAUGCAUGUGUCUUACCACCUCCGUGAGCCUCCAUGACACUCCAGCUGCUCAGCGUAGCGUCACGCA